AUGGCUUCCGCUCGGCGCAGUUACCGGCUCGAUUCUAAAGAAAUUCUUGAUGCUUUGGUAAAUGAUGUUGACUCAGACAUUGAGGAAGACCCGGAAAUUCAAAUUGAAGAGGUAAUUCAAGACUUACAAGAGGUGGUAUCGGUCCAAGAUGAAGUAAAUGAUGAUGCUGACAUGUCAGAAAACGUAUCUGAACCAGACCAGGGACGGAGCCGGGGUCGCUCGAGACCUACACUUCGUGGCAGAACGAGAUCGCGCGGCGGACGCGUUCGGUCAGGAGCGCGCUCGACCACCCGCUGUCGCGGCGGCAGACAUGCAACAACUUCUAUCAGGGAAAUGGAUGAAGGUAAUGGAUGGUCAUACCAAGCAGCGGAGCAGCCGCCAGAAAAUCCAGUAUUUCAAGAAAUAUCUCGCGUAUUAGCUCCGAUUGAUGAAAAUUCGUCACUGUUCGAUUGUUUCUCAAUUUUUUUUCCUGAUUCUUUUUGGAACUUGCUCAAGACUGAAACAAAUCGUUAUGCAGCUCAAAUGAAGGCUAAACAAACGCGACAAGGUAUCCUGAAACCUGGCACUAUGCUUUAUAUAUGGAAACCUGUCACGAAACAGGAACUAAAAACUUUUUUUUCCAUAGUGAUUCAUAUGACACUCGUUCAAAAAGAAAGUUUCGAUUCUUACUGGUCAACUCGUGAAAUAAUAGAAACUUCAUUUGCCAGAAAGCACAUGAAUAGGAACCGAUUCAGAGCUAUUUACAGCUGUCUUCAUUUGAACGACAACUCAAAUUAUAAACCACGUAAUGAUCCCGAAUACGAUGCUUUUUUCAAACUCCGACCGUAUUUCAAUGAACUGUGUUUUCUGUGUGAGAACAGUUUUUAUCCCAACGAAAACUUGACGAUCGAUGAGGGCACUUGUGGAUUUAGGGGUCGAGUGCACUUCAGAGUUUACAAUAAAGAUAAGCCCGAUAAAUACGGUAUGAAAGUGUACAUGCUUUGUGACGCGGAAACGGGCUACAUACUACGCAUGGUUCCCUAUGUCGGCGACUCGAAAUCUGUCGAGACUAUUAUCACGGAAUUGAGUGAACCAUAUUUUGGUAAAUGGCACACCAUUUAUAUGGAUCGUUUUUUUACGAGUCCGACAAUUGCAGACUUACUUUGGCUGAAGAAAACUCGCACUGUCGGCACAGUGAUGGCAAAUCGUCGUGGUCUGCCACAGGAUUGGCGACAACAAUCUUUGGAAAAAGAUGAAAUGGCUUUUUGUCACCGCGGAAAUCUAACUGCCUGUAAAUGGAGAGAUAAGCGUGAUGUACUUAUACUCACGACGAAACAUGGAGCUACCUGGACAGAGGUGGAUGCAAAAGUCAAAGGUGUGGGCGUAACCAAAAAGGUGAAACCAGACUGCAUCCUCGACUAUAACCAUUAUAAAAUUGGCGUAGAUCUCAAUGACCAAUAUGUGUCCUAUUAUUCGUUAAAUAGAAAAAGUAUGAAAUGGUGGAAAAAAAUGUUUUUCAAUUUAGUAGCGCGUUCUCUGGUAAACGCUUACAUUUUAUACAAUAAAUCCAGAGAACAACGACGCCGCCUGCGAUUCUCGCAGUUUCUGAUGGACUGUGGUGAACAGCUGGUGGAAACUGCAUCAGAUGCUGAAGCAGGACCCUCCCGUGGUCCACAUGCUGUCGGGACUAGCACGAGGCUCGUCGGCAGGCACUUCAUGGAGAGGAUUCCAAGCUCGGAAAAGAAAGAUAAAGUCGCACGAGUUUGCAAAGUGUGUGCCGACAUUUUAAAAAAAGAAACCGGAAAAAGGGGGCGCAAAGAGACCAUUUAUUACUGCCCAGACUGCAAUGUUCCCCUGUGCUACUAUCCCUGCUUCAAAAUAUUCCACACAAAAAAAAAUUACGUUACAUAA
Messenger RNA from Melitaea cinxia (Glanville fritillary), 1890 nucleotides. Its product is annotated as piggyBac transposable element-derived protein 4-like. The record is from RefSeq and is a predicted model, not a curated record. Lineage: Eukaryota; Metazoa; Arthropoda; Insecta; Lepidoptera; Nymphalidae. The transcript has 2 exons. Bases 1 to 1890 code for a protein of 629 amino acids.